AAGCAUAUAGAGUGCUGUAUUUGACCGUUGAGAAAAUUUUCGAAACUCAACGGUUCUACGCUCCAUUGCGCUCUCUCUCUUUCAAACUCUAAAAGUUUCUUCAAUCUGCAAUGGCGAAGUCCAAAAAACCAAAAAAUUCUUCCGAUAGAGAAAAAUGGAACAAAGUGUUCAAUGCUUUAGUUCACAUGUUGACAUCACAGCAGACGCAGCUUGAAUCCCUUGCAAAAGAGAGAAUGAUUCUUGAAGAUCGGAUAAAAUUACAGAAUGAUCGAUGGGUAUCUGAUAUUCAUAGAUUUCAAGAACAAAUUUAUGAGAUGAGGAAAAACUUUACAAUUCAAGAGAUGGAGCGCAUGCUUGAGGUUGCGAAAUCGGAGUUUGUUGUUGGUUUGAAGCAACGAGAUGUUGCCGUGUUCCAAAGAAAGCUCGAAAAUGCAGAUGGUGAACUGGCUGACUUCAGAGAAUGGUUUGACUACCUCUCUCAGAGAUGCUCUGAGCCAAAUGAUGUACCAAAUGCUGCAACAAAUGAAAAGUCGGAGACAAGAAAGAAGGCUUGGGAAGAUGAGGUGAGGAGGCUUAAAACAGAAAAUGAGAAGCUUACUUCAGAGAAAAAUUCUGAGAUUUCUGCCCUCUUGGCAGAAAAGAAUUUUAUUUGGAACCAGUUCAACAAACUGGAGCACGACAUGACUGAGCAAUUGAGGAGAAAAUGUACUGAGCUAGAGCAUGCAAAUGGUAAAAUACAGGCAUUUACGAGGAACAUUGAGGAACUACAAUUGUCCAACGCUGAUAAGGAUAAUACAAUUGCAAUGUUAAGAAGUCAAUUGGAUAAUACAACUGCAACGUUGAGAAGUCAAAUGGCCAAAUUGGAAUCUGACUCCGUCACUAAGAGUGGAGAGAUAUCCAAACUUUCCACUGAACUAGUGUUGCUAAAGAAGUGCAGAAGUGCCUCCGUCACUCCUGUGCUGCGUCGCUCCACAACUGGAUCAGGACCUUCAAAAUCGGGAGGCACGUCCCGUGGAACAGAUCAGAGGAAUAUAACUGUUAAAGUGGAAAAGCAAUCUUCACAAGCCCUUGAAAAGGGACAGAGAAGUUCAAAACGAAAAGCUGGUAAUAGUAUCUUGAGUGCUCCAAAUCUAUUCACGUCCUCAUUUAAGGUACCUAAAUUAAAAAUGUCAUCUCCCUGUGUGACAUGACCUCUGUCACCAGAAAUUCGGCUUGUAUCUAUAUUAGAUGAUAGAUUUUCGGUACAUAUGUUCAUUUAUUGGAUCUUGGUUCUUCAAGCUAUGUGACAGUAAAUUUCAGUCGGUACUAGAUGUUGAUGUUGUAUACUAGAGAGAUAGUUGCAACUGAUUAGUUGCAACAUUUUAUUGAACUUGGAGACCUGACUAUUCAAGUAAAUGAGGAUCAGUUAUUUGAUUUCUGCA
Molecule: messenger RNA, 1421 nt
Organism: Solanum lycopersicum (tomato)
Lineage: Eukaryota; Viridiplantae; Streptophyta; Magnoliopsida; Solanales; Solanaceae
Source: RefSeq, a predicted model, not a curated record